AUGAGCGUCGUCGCCGCCCCCCUUCUUCACCAGCCGUUCUCGGACACGGAGCUCUACGCCUCGCAGGGCGGCUCGGUGGACCUUCCUCCGGUCCCAUCACACCUGCUGCCCAUCUCUGUUCCGUCUCCCAGUGUCCCCUUCCCCACUUUUCAGCAGAGACACACCUCGCCCUACCCCAUGGCUGAGCAACAUAGCUUCUGUGCCCUCGGCCCAAGUGACGCUGAAAGCUCGACAUCGUCUGUCAGUGUUGUCCCUCCCCCCGCACCCAAGUUUCCUCCAGCAAAUUUGCCGGCAGUCACUCCAGACCUACACCCCAACCCCCAAACUCCUCUCCCGCCGACACCCGAGUCUUCACCCCCAACGAGCAAGGUGCUUGGGCCAACGAUGAUGAUCAAGUUGGCACCGCCUGCGGACGAUGAGUACGAGUAUGGGCAGGUGGACGUAGAGGCGCGCAGGGCGCUGGAGCAUCUCUCCGGUUCGCAGCAUUCGAGGGAAUCUUCGGGUAGUACCAGUACGACACCAAGGAGGAUACCAGUCAUCUCUGACGAUACUGCGCAAGCUGUUCCUCGCGAGCUUCAACGCACACCCUCUCCCCGAAUCCGUAAUGCCUCGGCUGGUCUUUCAUCUGAACCCAUGUUCAAGUCUGUCUCCUCCGAAGGCAAGCCUCCUCGGCCAAAGUCGAUGGGGGCACCUCCGAGGCCAAGACGGACUCAAACGGCUCAUGGACACCCUCAAGCGACCCGAAUGGCCGAAAGCAGGAGCGCAGACUCGAGAGCCAAGCUGAGAGUAAACAAUGCCAUCAGGGCGAGUUCUUAUGGGGCAUCGGGUACAGGAGGCAGCAAUUCUGCUGCAAGGUCUAUCAACGAUACUGGUGUACACGUUGUCCCGGGAAAGAAGUCCAGCGCUGGGGAUAUGGCGCCGCCAGAUCUGGGUGGGCCAGAAGGGCUUGAAGCUAAGGUGGUCUUGCUCGGCUCGCAGGGUGUAGGUAAAACCUCCCUGAUCUUGCGGUACACCACCCGGGCCUUCUCCACCACCCCUGCCCCAGCAACUAUUGGUUCCUCCCUGCAUACCCGCAAGCUUGUCCACUCUGGUGUACGGGUCAAGCUCCAGAUCUGGGACACUGCCGGUCAAGAACGUUUCCGUUCCAUGGCACCAAUCUACUACCGUGGAGCGCAUGUAUGCGUGCUGGUGUAUGAUAUCUCGGAUUGGCAAAGCUUCCAAGAUGUCAGGAGUUGGCUGGAGGAGUUAGGCAAGAGUGUACCCAAAGAGACUGUAAUCUUUGUAGUUGGUGCCAAGACAGAUUUGGAGGCAAAGCGGCAGAUCAGAUCGUGGAUCAAGCCACCCCCUCCAGAGCGAAUCCCACCGCCGCUGCAACCACCACCCCAACGAAGUCUCUUCCGCACCUCCACUGCCGGCUCCCGCCACGACUAUCCUGCUCCAACACCCCACACCGCCCCGGCGAGACCACACUCCUAUAUCGCCUACACCCCUGAAUCUCGCUCCACCCCUAUCCCCGUCUCGCGCUCUAACUCGGGAGGGCCCUCUGUACCCUUCCCCAGUGCCCGAUCCAAACCCUCGUCGCCAGAAAAAGGGAAAGCAACGGAGCGGGAAGAUGUGAGCGAGAAACGGAGGAGAAGACAUAGUGCUAGGUCAUUCCCUGUCAAAAUCUCCACCUCUACGACUUCGCCUAACUUGUCAAACUUGGCUUCAUCACCUACAAGGUUGGAGUUUCCCAGCCUGCAAUCACCUUCACGACCAACGUCAGCCACUUUCACAGAGCCGAUCAGCCCAAACCUGCCAGGUAGCAGACACAAGGCUUCUAACAGCCGGUUCUCGAUCUCUGGUAUAUCCGAGGUACUUGGCUUGGGGCGCACAGUCAGCAUGUCUGGCGCUGUCCACUCCUUGCAAGAACUGGCCCAAGCUCCUAGCUCUCCCAACCCUCUAGAAUCCACCAUAUCCUCUCCCAGUACCUCCUCCAAUGACCCCUCUCCUCCCCGCGUUCGAACGGAAUCGAGCCCCCUCUUCCCGUCUUACGACCCCGCCCGGCUCAAGGGCCCGCGCAGGUCGGACGAGUGGGCUCGCAGCGGGUGGCGCAUGGGUGAAGGGCCUGGUGCUGCAGAGGCACUGGGAGAGUUUGGCGCGGGCGUAAGGAGAAAAGAAAGCGAAGAGCUUUUGGGAGUGGCGGCGAUGAACAAGUCGCUGCCUGCUCUAGGAAACGGAGGAUACAAGAUGCCGGCCUCGUCGGCGUCGACUGGGGUGCAAGGGAGGGGUAGAGGAGGAAGCCUGGGCAGGGACCCGAGGCUGUUAGGAGAGACAGAGGAGAAGGAGGAUGGGUGGGGGGUGGAUGUGGAAGGGGUGAGGCUAGGGGAGUGCAGUGCUGCCACAGGGGAUGGGAUCGAGGCUCUCUUCAAAGCCAUCUCAUCGAUCCUAGUCGAACGCAAGGACAAGAUUGAACGCGAGCGAAUGCUCAAGCACAAGCACAGCGUCAUCCUCGUCGACCCCGCUGCUAAUAUCUCCUCGAGCAAGAAAGAGAAGGCCGGGUGUUGCGUCUAA
Molecule: messenger RNA, 2553 nt
Organism: Cryptococcus wingfieldii CBS 7118
Lineage: Eukaryota; Fungi; Basidiomycota; Tremellomycetes; Tremellales; Cryptococcaceae
Product: rab family protein
Exons: 3
Coding region: 1-2553 (850 amino acids)
Molecular function (GO): GTP binding; GTPase activity
Source: RefSeq, a predicted model, not a curated record